GUCACUUUCGCCAAAAAACGACAAGAGGCUGCUGUUGCGCGACCCCCACCGGCUCAAACUUUAGCGGACUGGAGUCUGCCGAAUAAAGAGGAUGAACGCCGCUCUAAAACACUGGAAGGAGGCGGCUACUCUGAUUUUAGCCGCCGGUCACAGACUCGGAGCGGACGGUUUAUCGUCAUUAGGGUCACGUCACCCUCCGCAUCGCUCCGGCUUUAAUUACGACGUGUUGCUCUUGAAACGAAGCUCGAAGAGCGGAUUCAUGCCCAACGCCUACGUGUUUCCUGGCGGCAUGGUUGACUCCUCGGACUUCUCCAGUGACUGGUUGGACAUUUUAAAAUAUUUUAUUAACGCCCCUAGUUUUGGGCUGAGGAGUGUAAAACAGCCGGCGGAGAGUCGGCCCCAAAUUUUCGCCACGGAUCGGUUGAAACUCGGUUCGCCCAUCCCGGGGGAGGUCGCCCUGCGGAUCUGCGCGUUGCGGGAGACGUUCGAGGAGUCCGGUGUGCUGCUGGUUGUGUCUAGAAAGGAAGAAACGCGUUUGUUGAAAAGCCUUGAAGACGGUUGUGCUCAAGCCUUAACUGGUCACGAUUUGUGCAGCGAAGAGCUCGAGAAGUGGAGAGCGCUGGUGAUCCAAAACCCGUCCAACUUUAUCCGGAUGUGCAGAGAGUUGGAGGUUCUGCCCAACAUCUGGGCUUUACAUGAGUGGGCCAACUGGCUGACUCCUGCAGGCAGAUACGGCUCCACGAGGUUUGACACCGCUUUCUUCAUUUGCUGCUUACAGAAGAUUCCAGCCACGCUCCAGGAUGAAAAGGAAAUUGUGCGCUUUCAGUGGUCCACACCCUCAGAGAUUCUGCAGAGCUUCCAGGCCCAACAGCUGUGGAUCGCACCUCCUCAGUUCUACGAGCUCAGCCGUUUGUGUCGGUUUCCUUCACUGAACGACCUCCACAGCUUUGCCUACCGGCGAGCAGCAGAGGGCUGUGAACAGUGGAUGCCUAUUGUUGUCCCGAAUGAUGAACACCACAUAUCUCUGCUGCCAGGGGACAAACUUUAUCCGCAUGACUCUUCAGGCCGGACAGAGGUUGGGCAUACCACAGACUCUCAGGAUGACGCUGGACUGCACCGCAUAGUUCUCUUAGAUCCGUACACCGUGAGCCUCCAGGUCACCAUCAAACCCAAGUACAACCACCUGCUCCCUGUUGUGGAACCAGCCUCAACACAUAUCUCAGAAAGUCACCUUUGACCUGCAACUUGCCUCUUCCUUCUCAUUUUUCCAGCACAUGAAAGAAGCAGAUUAGCUGUUUAGCUAAAUAAAUUCAAUAUAUUAAUA
Molecule: messenger RNA, 1324 nt
Organism: Nothobranchius furzeri (turquoise killifish)
Lineage: Eukaryota; Metazoa; Chordata; Actinopteri; Cyprinodontiformes; Nothobranchiidae
Gene: nudt19
Product: nudix (nucleoside diphosphate linked moiety X)-type motif 19
Cellular component (GO): mitochondrion
Molecular function (GO): hydrolase activity, acting on acid anhydrides, in phosphorus-containing anhydrides
Source: RefSeq, a predicted model, not a curated record